AUGCGCUACAGGAACUGGGAUGUUCUCCUUUUUCCUGGAGGGUCCAAGGUGCCAAUUCAGGAAUUUAAGACACAAUGCUUCGUGACCAAGGACCGAGACUCGCCGUUCCUGCGCAAUCCAACUUACCUUGGCCCACAUCCACGGCAGCCAGAGCUCAUGCCUUUUAACCAACUACCGACUCUCACGACAUUCGUUCCGGGUCUGCAGAGGGAUAGCCCGUUCCAAGUUUCAAUCCACAGCUGGGAAAAACCACGACCUAGCUCCACAAUCGAGUCCAAUAUGGAGCCUGAGGAUGUCCUGCUAUUUGAGGCUCGGAUCUUCCUUGAUGGAACUUUCGUUGCUGGCAGCAUCUACGGACAGCGAACCAAAUGGCCGCAGAUAAUUGAUCAUGGUUGCAGUAUCGACCGAGAUGGUAACCCAGACUCUCUUCGCUUCCCUCCCUUUCAUCCCGAGAUUCUUCAACAGAGGCACUGGGAUGCGGGAGACUCCUUCGGCCGAAUCAAAGUUGUCAUCGCUGAAGGUUUCUCUCGCCCAAACCGCAGUCCCCCGUUCGAGCGUUUCAGACAUGUCAUUGCCUUCUCUUUUCAGCACGCACCUCUGGAUAUUCUAGAAUACUCCAACAUUGCCUGGCCUAACCCAAAAAUGUGGCUCGCAGCACCAAACGCACCUCGGUACGGAACGGCAAACAAAUAUGUCGUUUCUAAGGGAAUCGAAGACGGUGCUCAUGGUCACUCACCAACUAAGCCUGGCCGACCUGAACCUCUAAUCCCAUUUACGGCCGACAGUAGCAGCCAAUCGAGCAGCAAUAUCGCCACUUACAGCGGUACUUCCUCAAUUUACGACGCGUGGACGCCUCACCGUGGCUUCCCCAUUCCUUCCACUCAAUGGAAUGGUUACCCGCAAGGGCCUCGCUGGGAUCCGCAGGAUAUGUACAUCGCCGAUCAUGGCAUUGAGGCUCUUGUUGACGACACCGCGUGGAGACACCGAGGUGCCCGGUCCUCUCGUGAAGACGUGCCCAUGCCAGACUACGCUUCCACGGGCUCUACCAGCAGCCGAGCCCUCUCCGGCACAACUGGCUUCAGUUACGAGCAUAGCAAGCAGCCCAGCAUCGCUUCUUGUCUCGGUGACGAGCAAUACAAUGAGCUGAUCCAAGCUCUCACUCCGACAAAGGCAUCACCGGGUACUCGGGCUCCCUUGAACACCCCCUCAACUGAACCAGGUGCAAUGGGUCCCCCGAAAUCCUCUGCUGCAGCCGCAGCCCGUAUUGCGAGCUACAAAUCCCGGACUCGCCACGGAUCCGUGCUCAAGGAGAUAUCACAACCAAGUACCCGUGCCGUCUCAGGAUCGAGCGAGCCCAGAGGCGGGACUCCCUCUCAGAUGCGAGCAAGCCCAAAUGAAAAUGUUAGGGGCAGAAAGGAACGAGAUGCCAGCCAAGACACGCCCAAGGCGAAGUCUAAGGAGAACAGUAUCGUGAAGGAAAACGACAAGAUCAAUGUUGAGAUUGCGUAUGAAUCCACACGGGAUGAGACUGAGUCAAUCUUGUAG
This is a messenger RNA of Penicillium bovifimosum, 1545 nucleotides long. RefSeq lists its product as uncharacterized. The record is from RefSeq and is a predicted model, not a curated record. Bases 1 to 1545 code for a protein of 514 amino acids. The transcript is spliced from 4 exons. Lineage: Eukaryota; Fungi; Ascomycota; Eurotiomycetes; Eurotiales; Aspergillaceae.